CCGACUUUGAAGGUAGUGGUGAACACACGCUUAGGCGAAAAUUUCUAGGCGAGUACUGAUACCAGCAGCGCUUAGUCAGUUCGUUUGAGAUCUCCAAACUUUAGUUUUAUACCCGUAAUCAUGCAGUCUAUGAUUAUUCUUGCCGCUUCCUUCUGCCUCGCGCAAGCAUCCUUCUACCCAGGCCCACCAGCACACAUUCAACUCAGUCCUGAUGGCAAAUACGUGCUCGACACACCUGAAGUAGCACACGCGAAGGCUUCUCACCUGGCUGCGCAUGCGCAAGCCUCCUCCGCUCACGGUGCCUGGGCUCCCGCUGGCGCUGCUUACAUCGCUGGACCAGCUUACGGCGAAGGUGGUCACUACGGUGCCCCUGGUGCUGGACUUCACAAAUACGGACCCGCUCCCCUCGCUCAUGACGGUCGCGUCGUUGACACUCCCGAGGUUGCCCACCUGAAGGCUGCUCACAUCGCUGCUCACUCUGCAGAGGCAGCUAAAGCUGCUCACGGUGGAUACGCUGGUGCUGGAGCUGGAUUAGGCGCUGGUUACGGAGCUGGAUACGGUGCUGCUGCCUACGGUGCAGGUUACGCUGGUGGAUACGGCAAGUGGAGCGGCCCUCAGGCUCAUAUCCAGCUGACCCACGACGGUCAAUACGUAGUUGAUACCCCCGAGGUACAACACGCACGCGCUGCUCACUUCCACCAGUUCGCUGCUGCAGCGCAAGCUGCCGCUUCCGCACCCGAAGAUCACUGGGAAGGCCACGGUGCCCACGGCUGGCACUGAUUUCUACCUCUGACCCGGCCCACGCAAUGCCUUAUGCUAUUUUUAUACAAAACCUUCAUAAAAAGCCAAAAAAAAAAUGUUAAAGUACUGUAUAAAGUUGAAUGACUUGUGUAUAGCGAUGCUAGAGCGAUUUUAUACUUAAAAAUAUAAAAAUCUUUAAAUGUUACAA
Messenger RNA from Nymphalis io (European peacock), 949 nucleotides. RefSeq names its product pupal cuticle protein-like (gene CPH30). The transcript has 3 exons. Lineage: Eukaryota; Metazoa; Arthropoda; Insecta; Lepidoptera; Nymphalidae. The coding region runs from base 121 to 780 and encodes 219 amino acids. The record is from RefSeq and is a predicted model, not a curated record.